AGAGCUCAAAAACAAUCAGCCCUGGUCGCAGGACUAAACUGCGUAAUAUCAUCCAUGAUGUUGAUGAACAUGGACAAUAGUUACAGCUCGGCAGCUGCUUAGUUGAAUCUGGUCCGAAUGCAUGUUUUAAAACCUGCACUGAUGUGAAGAGUUUGCAGUUUAGUGGUGAUUGUUUGCAGAAGUGAAGCCUCUGCUGCAGCUAAGCUACUGUAGCCACAUGAUGAUAAUAAUAGCCAGCUAGCCCGACGAUCCGCGGAUAAAAGUGCUCGAUGACAGACAUGGCAGACUCGUCUUUGUCUGGGGUCAAUGUUGUUCUGGUCAUGGCCUACGGGAGUCUGGUGUUCGUGCUUCUGUUCAUCUUUGUCAAAAGGCAAAUCAUGCGGUUUGCGAUGAGAUCCCGCCGGGGACCGCAUGUCCCUAUCGGACACAACGCGCCCAAGGGUUUGAGGGAGGACAUUGACUACAGGCUGUCCAAGGUGCAGGAGAUCUGCUUCGAGCCUCGUCUGCUGUCGGAGGGGGACGACAGGCUCAGUCGGGGGUCACUGUGUUGCUAUAACUAUUUGUAUAGAAUGAAAGCACUGGAUGCUAUCCGUGACUCUGGAAUUCCCCUGCAGGAGAUAAGCUGCAGUCCCAGUGCGUUUACGGGACGCAGCUUCAGGAACUGGCUGCUGGAGCUGCGAAAUUCCCACUCUCUGAUCAAGAGCAGUCGCAGUGCGCUCAUCGACUGCUUGCUUGAAGGGUACGACAGCGCUCGCCACGGAACUGGGGUAUUCGGGGAGGCUGAGUUUCUGGAAUACCAACAAGCUCUCAAUGAACUUGCUGAUGUUGUGAAGGCCUAUUCCAGCAGCCCCAGUCUGGACCAGUAUCACCAGUCUGCAGCCAAAGACCUGACGGCCUCUCCGGUCCGCAGCGCUCCCUCCACCAUCCAGGUCACCUAUCUGCCUUCCACGGGCCAGCGCAGCAAGAGGCCCAAACACUUCCUGGAGCUCAAGAGCUUCAAAGACAACUAUAACACACUGGAGAGCACGUUGUGAAACCACCACAAAGUGUUUGAGCAUGAGGACUACACAGUAUCAGGUGGAACGGAAAAGUUUCCACCCUAUUCUUUUUUUUAUUUUUACUUUUUUUUUUAAGAUGAGCUUUAAAAUUGUCAGUGCAGAUAGUUAUCGAAGACUAAUCAGUACAAUUCUUACUGUAGUUCAGCCCUUAAGUGCACAUGCCUCGCCAGUAGUCUUGGGUUUUAGUUUGGACCUGACAAAUCGUGCUCAGAAGACAAAUUUGAUUGUGGCCAACUUGGCAAAUAUUUCAUUUUCAUUUUUGUACAAACAGUUAUUGGUUUUAUUUAAUAUUUCUUUUCAAAAGCCCCAAAGUAAAUAUGAAUUUUAGCUUUUGAAGAUUUAAAAUAUUUAUAUGAAAAAUGAUAACUUAUUUAAUUGUAUGAUUUGUAUUUGUGUGAAAGUUGUACUCCUUUUAUGCUUUGACAUAAAAUCUUU
This is a messenger RNA of Cololabis saira (Pacific saury), 1493 nucleotides long. Its product is annotated as protein C1orf43 homolog. Gene Ontology annotation, biological process: phagocytosis. The record is from RefSeq and is a predicted model, not a curated record. The transcript is spliced from 7 exons. Lineage: Eukaryota; Metazoa; Chordata; Actinopteri; Beloniformes; Belonidae. The coding region runs from base 270 to 1034 and encodes 254 amino acids.